Molecule: messenger RNA, 4617 nt
Organism: Nematostella vectensis (starlet sea anemone)
Lineage: Eukaryota; Metazoa; Cnidaria; Anthozoa; Actiniaria; Edwardsiidae
Exons: 18
Coding region: 19-3753 (1244 amino acids)
Biological process (GO): positive regulation of DNA repair; double-strand break repair
Cellular component (GO): BRCA1-A complex
Molecular function (GO): K63-linked polyubiquitin modification-dependent protein binding; histone binding
Source: RefSeq, a predicted model, not a curated record
AGAAAAAAAAGCCAUAUCAUGAGCACCAAGCGACCAUCUCGAGAUAAAAAGGCAAAAAAACAAGAGCAUAGUGAGGAUAUCUCGAGGUUCUUACGGCGUGGACAAACUGAGACCAUUGAUGUCGAUGAAGACCCGUUUGAAUUUCAAGAUGAAGAAGGCACAAACCAAACAAGAUGGCUUCGGUCUGGAAAAGACAUCCCAAGGGGAACAAACAACAAUUUCCAAGGUUUAGCAGAGGAAAAUAUGAGUGAAGAGGAGCAAAUUCAGAAAGCAAUUGAAGAGAGUAUGCUCCAGAAAGAACUCGACCAAGAGCGCUUUGCCAUGUGUGGCAACCUAAGUGAUGUAGAAUUGACUUGUAGCAGUAGAGCCGAUAGACAAGACAUCCAAGGCUCACAACCAGAAAUAAAAGCAGAAAUAUUUGAAAUCAUCCAAAGUGUUGAGGAAGAACGAGCAGAUUCGCCAGAUUUAUUUGCAACUCCUGAGGAUGAUGUAGAAAUGGUUUCAGAUGCUAAGGCAGAUGAUCAGCCUCAAAGCCCUUCAAUAAUAAAACACGCUGCUGUAUCUGCUCCUACUGACUUCACAGAUGAUGUAACAGGCUUUGAAGCACUUAGAACGAGAUCCCUUCCAGCAGGAGCAGCAAUUAAGAAACCCCAGGACUUUGCCAGAGGGUCAAAGAACAGACUGAAACUUCAUCGCACCAAAGGAGGUUCUAGCUCAACUAUGACAACAACACUUACAUCAGUACCAGGUACUAUCAUAGAGCAUUUGAAGAGAAGACCACUGUGCUCUAAGACUGGUUCUACUGUGCUGCCUGCUGACGAUGACGACAUUACAGAUGAUGAAACAGGGCCUCCCAGUCCAGUAAUUCCAAUGGAAUCAGGUCGCAAGAAAAUCAUAAAAGGAAAAAACAGGAGUCAGAAGAUGGUCAUUGAUUGUGAUGAUGAAGAGUCUAGUGACAGCAGAAAACAGGGGAGGGACCAAGUUCUUGAUGAUUCAACUUCUAAAGCAAAAAAGGUGGCCAACAUUAUCCUAGCCCGCAAAUACAAGAAGGCAAUAGUUCCCAUACACAACAUCAAAGAUGCCAUCAGGGCAAGGUUGUGUCGUGCUCCGCCUGGCGUCGACCUCUUACAGUACACAAAAGUUAUCGUGGAAUUCCUGGACCAUACCAGAAGAAGGAUACUGGAGGCGCAGUCACGCUGCAAAUCUUACGUCAAGUGGGGAAAACCUGUCGUGGUAGGUCCUCGCAAAGGGGACACGCUGGAUGCAAGAACCGAGAGAAAGCGAGGGGCAAAUAGAGAGUGUCAUAUUUUGAAGAGGAUUGCAGAUGAACCUACAGACAAUACCUCAAGCAAGCGGAGUCGUAGACUGAUAAAUGCCCAGCGGAUGGAGCAAACAGAAGAAGAUGAUAAAGCUCCUUUAUCAUCGACAAAACCGGACUCAAUACCACCGAAGAAUUGUGUUGACGAAGGUGGCAGUGAUGAUGACCUUAUGAGGCCCGCGCUUACACAGGCGGGCGCUAAAUUCAUGGUAAAAACCGAACCUGGGAAUAAGGACACCGAUAUGGGCGAGGAGUUCCCGAAUUUUGACGUCGUCGGGCAGGAGCAGACCUUACCAAACUCCCUAGAAGUCGAGGAAGCGCAAAAUGUUGACCAUGACGAAAUAGAAUCGAGAGAAAAGGGUGCUGUGAGCAAAACGCACCAACUUAACAAGUCAAUAGAGACCCCGAAUCCAGUUAAAACAGAGGCCGGGAAAAAAGAUCAGACGGGCAAAAUGAGCCGGAGCCCAAGCGCUCCUGUGAGCAAAAGCCCUGAGCAGGGGGACUGUAGUGGGGAUAUCGGUAGGAGAAGUGUGCGGAAAAGAAAACAUCGCAUCAUUGAGGACGAUUUAAGUGAGGACGAGGAACAGGACGAGGUUAUAAUGGUCGAAGGACCAGCUGGGGAUAGUGGAAGAAAGUUGCAGAAAACAGCGGACAACAACCAACACGGUCACGAUAAUGGUGAUGAAGAGGAUUUUCUCAGAGAGGAACUGACAGGAGGGAAGAAAAAAGCAUCAGCUCCAGGCUCCAGUCUUAGGGCAGCAUCCAAGCACAGCGCACAUCUCCUUCACGAUUCCCCUACUUCACCUUCUCGUUCCUCCUCAUCCACGCCUGGUCUCCCGAAGUCUGAAGUUCCUUUAAAGCAACCAAGCUCCCCCUCUGCUCUGUCGUCAAGCAUAGGUCCCCCGGUUUCCGACGUCACCCUUGAUGGUUCUUCUAUUCCUUUACCUAAACCUAAACGUACUGAUGCGGCAUUAAAGGCCUCUAAAGCUGCUCUUCAGCCCUUUGGGUUAUCCCAGAGCGAAGGAUCCGACAGCCAGGAGGUCUGUGGAUUGAGUCCUACCAACACCAAAGCGCAGUCCCCAGGGCAAGGAAAUCCUUCAAUGGUGAUGGCCCAGGAACAGAGCUCGGCUAUGGUCAAUUGUCCAAUAUGUUUCCACGAUUUUCCUGCGGACACAAUACAGAACCAUGCGGCAACAUGUGAACCUGCAAGCAGCAGUACAGCGGUAUCGCCCGUGCCAGCCAGAAAUUGUGUUUCGUCGCCAGUGAAGGAUAAUAUGCGAGACCUGCGAGUUGUGGUGCAACGAUCUCCCCAAGCCGAGAGAAUGAAGAGACGCGCAAUCCCCACACGAAAUGCCAGACGAAAUAUAUCAUACGGCGACAGCCAAUCAAGCUCAGAGCCAGCGAGCCAAUCACAAAACAGAUCGAGCAGCCCUGUCAAUAUCCCGGAUGAUGGAGACCACGAAUCACAGCGCAGUUGGCUGGAUAAUUCAAGCCAGAAAAGGAACAAGUUCAGUAUAACUUAUGGAGGGAAGGGAAAGAAAGAAAGACCCAAUAAAGCUCUUCAAGGAGAGGAUUUCAUACCCCUGUCCGAGCUGAUGUCAGGUGAUGAAGAAGGCGAUAACGAAGAAGCCACCGGUACUUCUCAUGAACACUCAGGGAGCUUAGACUCUCGUCCCGCGACAGCCAGUUCCUCAGACUCCGAUCCUGAUGCUAAGAUGCUGGCCAAUUACGGUAUUCAGAUCUCACCCAGACGUAAAAACAAAAAAAUGCAUGCAAAGACAAAUACUGAAACGAGCCCAAAUCGGCACGCCGAGAAAAAUGUCGAAAAGGGCUCUAAAAGGUCCUGGGAAGACCAUUUGGGGGAUAAUGAUUUUGAAAACGAGUUAGCGCUGGGACUGAUAUCGGGUGCGUUAAGUAAAGAGAGCGCUAAGAAAGCAAAGAGAGCGCGGGCGACACGCGCAUUCCGGCCCUCUGACAGCAGUCCAGAUGACGACUCAGAGAGGUGCUUCCUAUGCGAUCAGAUGAUACCUGUUGAACAGUUCGCCCAGCACAGCGACAUGUGCUUAAGGAGGAAGGGAGCAUCGACUGUGACGCCGGGGAAAACAAAGCGUAAAGAAAUAGGACCAACAAGCAAAAGUUCCAGCACACUCGAAAGAAUGGACUAUGAAGGCAGAGUACAGCCUUGUAACGAAAGACCUCCCCCGCCUAGCGGUGACGUCAUAACCAUGAACCCUCGCGAGAUAAGCGAUUCCCCGAUCAAGACUUUCACCCUGAUUGGAGAGAACUCUGAGAGUAAUGUCGACUUUGAUAACCAGUUUUCCUUUUUCAACGCAAAGCGACCGUCGAAUGAUUGCGGUGGAAGGCACAGAGGCAGGGGAAAAUCUCGAGGGAAAAGGGGAUUUUGGAAGAGAGGGAGGGGGCGUGGAAGACGAUAGAAGCUCGAAAAAACCGCCACGCGUAAUGUCCAAAUUUUUGAAACUCAAGUGAGAAAUUUGGGAAAUAAUUAAAAAUGGAUUAAAAUGGAUUAAAAAGAUUAGAAUUUGCACUAUCUAAUGCGCUUCACAUGUGACUGACUUUACUCGUCAGUGUGUAGAUACGGACUGCUUCACGCAGUUUACAAUUAUGAGUAUGAGUGUGUCAGCAGUUUCACUGAAAAUGGUACCAACGGUUCAACCUCGUCAGAAGUAAUUUUUUCUUUCACCAAUACAGAUUAAUGCUAAGAAAGCCAGGUCACCUGGCUAUAAAAAGUAUUAACACCUGAAAAAAACCUGAUCCCUGUUCGAAACCUGGUCCUUUUGCUUAAAGGUGGUGUAACCCAGGAUAACAUGCAACAAAAACUUUUUGCUAUACAUUGUAUCGUAGAUAGUAUUUGACCGUGUAACAUAUCGCGCAACACAACUUUCCGCGAAUCAUUUUACUCGGCAACAUGUUGCGUGUUUUUGAACCCGCUUCAAAAACAUGCAACAAAGAAUGACGAAUAUCUGGAAAGGUAUUCCGUGUAACAUUUAUUUGCCAACACGUCAGAUUGGAUACGAUACAAUGUAUCGCGAAAAGUUUUUGUUAUAUGUUCCUUUGAACAAUCGUGCCAUUAAGCAUCACUUUUGUAUGGAGCUUGGUAUUAUUGCCAAGGCGCGCCUGUAUGCAUAAUUUUACCUUUACAAGUUUGAAAGUAAAUUGUGCUGUCCGUUUUUUCAAAUUAACCCAAUGAUUUGAAAUAGACAAAUUGUAGUGCACCCUGUUCGCACAGAUAUCAAUGAUCCAUUAGAUGUUAACAAUCUAAUGACUAACGCACGAGUAUA